AUGUCUGGUUUUGUCAAUGUCGAUGGGCCGCUGUGUCGCUACUAUCACCAGACUUUCCUGCGGGCCACUGGAGUGCCGGAUCCCAAGGGAGAAAACAGCUCGAAUGACCUACCCAAGGACGUCGACAAUGCUCGAAUUUGGUGGGAGGGUGAUGUUGAUGUUAGCGGUGUAAAUAUUAGCUUUAUGAGGGUGCCCGAUGACGGCAAAGCCUAUGCGUUGCCCGCUGGCCUCAGCAAAUUCCCAUUAUUCAAUGCUGCAGAUUUCGCCGAUCGACUCCCACGAUCGAUCGUCGCUGAGGGAGGAAUUCUCAUGAGUAUGCACCAAUGCGAAGCAAUGUGGAUGAAAUUCAGAGUUUUAGGAGAUUUUGCUGCAUAUGCUGUCAAGAUCUCUGCAGGUGGUCUGAAUGCGUUGACCGGCUUGCCUCGCAAUGCUAUAGCUGUCAAUAAACAAGAUUAUUUGGCAAUAAGAGAGGAUGGUCGCGGUCAACCGAUGGUUUUAGCACCAAAGAGGGACACGUCCGACGUCAGACCUCAAGCUUUACACCCAUCUGUUCUGAUCUUUACUGAUUAUUCUCGCCUGCAGAAUUUGUGGCCGUGCCACUCGGAGAAAGUCCAAGCGUGGAAUCGCAACUUACCGGACAGGAGGUUGGUGAGCUAG
Messenger RNA from Phanerochaete carnosa HHB-10118-sp, 657 nucleotides. RefSeq lists its product as uncharacterized. The record is from RefSeq and is a predicted model, not a curated record. The transcript has 7 exons. NCBI's taxonomy places the organism in Eukaryota, Fungi, Basidiomycota, Agaricomycetes, Polyporales, Phanerochaetaceae. The coding region runs from base 1 to 657 and encodes 218 amino acids.